AUGGCUCUUUCACCCACUCUUGUUCCUCUCAUUCUCAUUCUCAUACCGAUGUUUCUCGGGUCGGUUUCCGCCUUUUCACCACUCAAAACCGAUACAUUGAAACCGGGGCAGCAGCUCAGAGACUGGGAGCAGUUGAUCUCCUCGGGUGGUGUCUUCACUCUCGGGUUCUUUACACCAACAGAAUCAUCUACCUUCUUACUUGGUUCAGCUGGUGUUAGGUAUAUCGGUAUCUGGUCUCAACAUGGUCCAAUAAACCCAGUUUGGGUGGGUAACCCAACUGAAUCAGUCUCUGAUUCAUCCGGCUCUCUAUCCAUUGAUACUAACGGGAAUCUCAAGAUCACAAGAGCAAACGCUUCUCCAAUCAUGGUGAACCAACACCUUUCCUUGGCUGGAAACGUCUCUGCCACUUUACUCGAUUCCGGGAACUUCGUGGUCCGAGAUAUCGGACCAGGAGGUGUCCCGGGUCGGGUUCUAUGGCAAAGCUUUGACCAUCCCACCAGUAUCUUACUUCCCGGGAUGAAGAUAGGGUUUAGCCUAAAAACCAAGAAAGAAAUUUCGGUUACUUCUUGGACAAGUAACCUAGUUCCAGCCUCAGGAGCAUUCAGACUAGGGCUAGACCCGUCAGGAGUUAACCAGCUACUCGUCUGGCGCCAUGAUGACAUCUACUGGUCCAGUGGAGUUUUGACGAACAACGGAAGCUCUCAACUAACCUUAGAGCUAUCCAGAGAGUACCUUGAUUAUGAAUUCAAGUUUGGUUCAGACAAGUACAUGAAGUACUUCAGUUACUCAAUCAAGAAAACCAAUGGUUCUGUCUAUUCCAGCUGGUCACUCGAUACUCUAGGCCAAAUCACUGUGACCAACGUCCUCAGGAGCAACACAAGCAACAGGUGGAUCUCUGAAAGCAGUCAACCCUGCACGACGGAUUUAAAGAACAGUUCAGCGGUCUGCAUCACGGAGAAGCCAACGGCUUGUAGGAAAGGGUCAGAGUAUUUCGAACCGAGAAGAGGGUACAUGACGGGUAGUGGUUACUAUGGUUAUAGUUUGAGCUUUGGGCUUAGUGACUGCCAUGGAAGCUGCUGGAGAAACUGUUCUUGCAUAGCUUUUCAAUCCUUUUCUGAUGGACAAUGCCAGUAUUGGGGAAAAGGAUCAAAGUUUUUUCCUUAUGAUAGCUUCACCUUCGAACAAAAAAUUUAUGUUCUUGACUCUGUUAAGUGAUGUGUGGUUGUAAAAUGUAAACCAGACUAAUAUCAAUAAAGGGGCUUUAAAUUAUCAAGAAA
Molecule: messenger RNA, 1277 nt
Organism: Brassica napus (rape)
Lineage: Eukaryota; Viridiplantae; Streptophyta; Magnoliopsida; Brassicales; Brassicaceae
Product: G-type lectin S-receptor-like serine/threonine-protein kinase At1g67520
Exons: 1
Coding region: 1-1215 (404 amino acids)
Source: RefSeq, a predicted model, not a curated record